GAGUGCGUGGUAUAGUGUGUGACUGUGUGUGUUUUCAAUGUUUUGACAUUUUUCUUUGUUUGCAGGGUUUGCAGUCUCAAGUGAUGUGAUUUAAUAUAGUUUAAUUUAACUUUUUUGAAAUAAAUGCAAAUAUGGUAUUAGUUUGUUUAUUUUGUGGGAAAAAGGAAGCGAAAGGUGUUUCUUUUCACAAGUUCCCAAGACGAACGGAAUUAUGUCAAAUGUGGAUUAAAAAUAUGGGAUUUGAUGAGAAUUUUGAAAUAACAGCACACAAUAGAUUAUGUUCCGAUCACUUUAAUGAAACCUGUUUCACAAAAGAGACUAAUGAAAGAGAGAGAAUACACUCCGAAAGCAUACCAACAAAAUUUGGAAGAUAUUACUUACAAUGCAUUUGUUGUAGUAAUGUUAAAAGGAUAGGAUGCAAUAUUAUUUUUCGCAAAUUCCCUUUUAAAAAUAGAAAUCUUUUAAAAAUAUGGAUCGAAAAAAUAGGAUUAGAAAACUUUUGUCCAAAUGAAAGAAGUCUUAUUUGUGAUGAACAUUUUACAGAACAUUGUUUUUACAAACGCAAAGAAGGUGGCCUCAUAUUAAAAUCGAAUGCUUUUCCAACUUUAUUUUCAUCAAAUAUGCUAAAUGAUUCUUCCUGCUCGAAUGAAGCUAUUCAACUAAACACUGAAAAUACUUCAAUGGAAGUAGAUUCGACGAAUGAGAAUAAAAAGACAGAAGAAUUAACCAAUGAAUCUUCUUCUUCAUUUGAGAACAGGCAGAAUCCUAAACUUUUGAAAUCAAAUACAGAUUCACCGCUUGAAUCGACAUCAAUUUUGGAAAAUGAACAGAUUGUUGCAGGACCAACAACUCCAGAAAAAAAUAGUUGCCUCAGUCAUGACCAUCAUUAUCACUCCAGUCCAAAAGGUUUAAUGGAAAAAUAUACUGGAAUGCGAGAAAAGCUACAGAAAAGUAUGAAAACUACAUAUCAACAGAAACAAGUUAUUAAACGUCUGCAGAAGAAAGUUUCUACUCUCAGUUCCAUACUACUUCAGGUUACUCCAAAUAUAGAAGCAUUUCUUGAAGAUGAAGUUUGAAAACAAUUUACAGAAAAUUUGUAUAUAAAUUCUAUAUGUAUAUUAAUAAAUAAUAUAAUAUUUUAAUGUUAUUAAAAGUCAAUUUUCAUAUUGAA
Molecule: messenger RNA, 1171 nt
Organism: Leptopilina heterotoma
Lineage: Eukaryota; Metazoa; Arthropoda; Insecta; Hymenoptera; Figitidae
Product: THAP domain-containing protein 1-like
Exons: 6
Coding region: 132-1076 (314 amino acids)
Molecular function (GO): sequence-specific DNA binding
Source: RefSeq, a predicted model, not a curated record